Molecule: messenger RNA, 4250 nt
Organism: Vitis riparia (riverbank grape)
Lineage: Eukaryota; Viridiplantae; Streptophyta; Magnoliopsida; Vitales; Vitaceae
Product: probable LRR receptor-like serine/threonine-protein kinase At3g47570
Exons: 4
Coding region: 1-4050 (1349 amino acids)
Biological process (GO): protein phosphorylation
Molecular function (GO): protein kinase activity; ATP binding; protein binding
Source: RefSeq, a predicted model, not a curated record
AUGCUCAUGGAAAGGUUUAGCUUUCUCUACCUAGUUGGAGCUCUAUCAGUUCAGUCCUGCUUGCUUCUUUUGGCUGCGUCCCCCUCCAACUUCACUGAUCAAUCCGCUCUCCUCGCCUUCAAAUCAGAUGUCAUCGAUCCAACCCACUCUGUCUUGGGUGGUAAUUGGACCCAAGAAACAAGCUUUUGUAAUUGGGUUGGGGUCUCUUGUAGUCGGAGAAGACAGAGAGUGACAGCUUUGCGCCUUCAGAAAAGGGGUCUUAGGGGCACUCUUUCUCCCUAUCUUGGCAAUCUCUCCUUUAUCGUGUUGCUUGACCUCAGUAAUAAUAGCUUUGGCGGCCAUCUGCCAUAUGAGCUUGGCCAUUUAUAUCGUUUGAGAAUACUGAAAUUACAAAAUAACCAGCUAGAAGGAAAGAUCCCGCCCAGUAUUUCCCAUUGCCGGAGGCUUGAAUUCAUCUCUCUUGAAUCAAACUGGCUGAGUGAUGGCAUACCGGAGGAGUUAGGCAUCUUGCCCAAGCUAGAUUCCUUGCUUCUGGGAGGAAACAAUCUCAGGGGUACAAUCCCAUCAUCCCUAGGCAACAUCUCAACUUUAGAGUUGUUGGAUUUGCAUGAGUCUGGCCUCACAGGUUCAAUUCCUUCUCUCAUCUUUAACAUCUCUUCUCUACUGUCAAUUAUUCUUACCCGUAAUAGCAUCUCGGGUAGUCUUCCUGUUGAUAUUUGCCAGCACUCCCCCAAUAUUGAAGAAUUGCUUUUCACUGACAACCAACUUAGCGGCCAACUACCAUCAGGAAUUCACCGUUGUAGAGAGCUUCUCUAUGCAUCUCUAUCAUACAAUAGGUUUGAUGGACAAAUACCAGAAGAAAUCGGGAGUACACGAAAUCUUGAGGAGCUGUAUCUAGGUGGUAACCAUUUGACAGGACCCAUUCCAUCCUCCAUUGGCAACAUUUCAAGCUUACAGAUUCUAUACUUAGAGGACAACAAAAUCCAAGGUAGCAUACCGAGUACCUUGGGAAAUCUUUUGAAUCUAAGUUAUCUGGUCCUGGAAUUCAAUGAGCUCACUGGGGCAAUACCACAAGAAAUCUUCAACAUGUCCUCUCUACAAAUUCUGUCCGUAGUAAAAAACAAUCUUUCUGGAAAUCUUCCAUCAACGACUGGGCUUGGGCUUCCUAAUCUUAUGGUUCUCUUUCUAGCAGGGAAUGACCUUAGUGGAAAAAUUCCUCCGUCUAUUUCGAAUUAUUCUCAGCUCACUAAGAUUGAUAUUGGCAACAAUUUAUUCACGGGACCAAUACCCCCAAGCCUAGGCAACUUAAAAUUCCUCGAAAUCCUUUCUCUUGGAGAAAAUCAGCUAAAAGUAGAACCGGGAAGGCCUGAACUUAGUUUCAUUACUGCUUUAACAAACUGCAGACUUUUAGAAGAGAUAACUAUGCAGAACAAUCCCCUGGGUGGCAUCAUACCAAAUUCCAUUGGGAAUUUGUCAAACCACCACUCCCCCAAUAUUGAAGAAUUGCUUUUCACUGAGAACCAACUUAGCGGCCAACUACCAUCAGGAAUUCACCGUUGUAGAGAGCUUCUCUAUGCAUCUCUAUCAUACAAUAGGUUUGAUGGACAAAUACCAGAAGAAAUCGGGAGUACACGAAAUCUUGAGGAGCUGUAUCUAGGUGGUAACCAUUUGACAGGACCCAUUCCAUCCUCCAUUGGCAACAUUUCAAGCUUACAGAUUCUAUACUUAGAGGACAACAAAAUCCAAGCUCACUGGGGCAAUACCACAAGAAAUCUUCAACAUGUCCUCUCUACAAAUUCUGUCCGUAGUAAAAACAAUCUUUCUGGAAAUCUUCCAUCAACGACUGGGCUUGGGCUUCCUAAUCUUAUGGUUCUCUUUCUAGCAGGGAAUGACCUUAGUGGAAAAAUUCCUCCGUCUAUUUCGAAUUAUUCUCAGCUCACUAAGAUUGAUAUUGGCAACAAUUUAUUCACGGGACCAAUACCCCCAAGCCUAGGCAACUUAAAAUUCCUCGAAAUCCUUUCUCUUGGAGAAAAUCAGCUAAAAGUAGAACCGGGAAGGCCUGAACUUAGUUUCAUUACUGCUUUAACAAACUGCAGACUUUUAGAAGAGAUAACUAUGCAGAACAAUCCCCUGGGUGGCAUCAUACCAAAUUCCAUUGGGAAUUUGUCAAACCACGUUAGAAAUAUUGUUGCAUUUGGAUGCCAACUAAAGGGUCAUAUUCCUUCAGGGAUUGGUUCUUUGAAAAACUUGGGUACACUUGAAUUGGGCAACAACAAUCUGAAUGGAAACAUCCCAUCAACAAUUGGAGGAUUGGAGAAUCUACAAAGGAUGAAUAUUUUUGAUAACGAGCUUGAAGGGCCCAUUCCAGAAGAGCUUUGUGGUUUAAGGGACCUGGGGGAAUUAUCACUCUAUAAUAAUAAACUGUCUGGGUCAAUCCCACAUUGCAUUGGAAAUCUUAAUAAAUUACAGAGGCUAUUCCUGAGUUCCAAUAGUUUGACCUCCUCAAUACCAACAGGUCUAUGGAGCCUUGGAAACCUCUUGUUCUUGAAUUUAUCAUUCAAUUCUCUUGGCGGAUCCCUACCUUCAGACAUGGGAACUCUGACUGUCAUAGAGGAUAUAGAUUUAUCUUGGAACAAACUCACUGGAAAUAUCCCAGGCAUCCUUGGGACCUUUGAAAGCCUAUAUUCCCUCAACUUGUCCAGAAACUCUUUCCAAGAAGCAAUUCCAGAAGCACUUGGCAAGUUGAGAGCGUUGGAAUCCAUGGAUCUUUCACAAAACAAUCUAUCUGGCACAAUACCCAAGUCUUUUGAGGAACUUUCACAUCUCAAGUAUUUGAAUUUGUCUUUCAACAAUUUAUCAGGAGAGAUCCCGAAUGGGGGCCCUUUUGUGAACUUCACAGCUCAAUCAUUUUUGGAGAACAAAGCACUUUGUGGGCGCUCAAUCUUACUAGUCUCACCUUGUCCAACUAAUAGAACAAAGGAAUCAAAGACUAAGCAAGUUCUUCUCAAAUACGUUCUUCCAGGCAUUGCAGCAGUUGUAGUAUUUGGAGCUCUCUAUUAUAUGCUGAAGAAUUAUAGAAAAGGUAAACUACGAAUUCAAAAUUUCGUUGAUUUGUUACCUUCAAUUCAGCACAGGAUGAUUUCAUAUCUGGAGCUUCAACGUGCCACAAAUAGCUUCUGUGAAACCAACUUGCUUGGAGUGGGAAGUUUUGGUUCAGUAUACAAAGGAAUUCUGUCUGAUGGUACAACUGUUGCAGUUAAAGUCCUGAAUUUGCGACUCGACGGUGCUUUUAAAAGUUUUGAUGCAGAAUGUAAGGUACUAGCAAGGGUUCGACAUAGGAAUCUCAUCAAAGUCAUAAGUUCAUGUUCAAACCUUGAUGUAAGAGCUUUGGUUUUGCAAUACAUGUCCAACGGCAGUCUUGAGAAGUGGUUAUACUCUCAUAACUACUGCUUGAAUCUCUUUCAAAGAGUAAGCAUCAUGUUGGAUGUUGCCUUAGCUUUGGAAUAUCUCCAUCAUAGUCAAUCAGAGCCUGUGGUUCACUGUGAUUUGAAGCCCAGCAAUGUCCUCCUAGAUGAUGACAUGGUUGCACAUGUGGGCGACUUUGGUCUUGCAAAGAUUUUAGUAGAAAACAAGGUUGUAACACAGACAAAGACCUUGGGUACUCUCGGCUAUAUUGCACCAGAGUAUGGUUCUGAAGGAAGAGUAUCUACAAAAGGUGAUGUUUACAGCUACGGGAUUAUGCUGUUGGAGAUCUUCACAAGAAAGAAACCGACUGAUGAAAUGUUCUCUGAAGAGCUGAGUUUGAGGCAAUGGGUAAAUGCAUCACUUCCUGAAAACGUAAUGGAAGUUGUUGAUGGUGGCUUAUUGAGUAUAGAAGAUGGUGAAGCUGGAGGAGAUGUGAUGGCCACACAAAGUAAUCUUCUUCUUGCUAUUAUGGAAUUAGGCUUAGAGUGUUCGAGGGACUUGCCUGAAGAGAGGAAAGGCAUAAAAGACGUGGUCGUCAAGCUGAACAAGAUCAAACUGCAAUUUCUUCGCAGGACGCGUGCUUGAUACUCCACUCUUUAUCAGAACUUCGGUUCCAUAUGGCUGAUAGCAAUCUGAAUGAAAAGACAAUUUAUGCUUUACGAAGUAUGCUAGAGAGACAAUAUUUUCAUCCGAAAUAAGAAAGAGAUUGUAUUAAUUACUUUUCGAUACCAUGAAAUGGAAUAGCUGCAUUUUGUUAGAAGUUAAAAUGAGUCUAUUUGCCAACA